Molecule: messenger RNA, 3717 nt
Organism: Echinostoma caproni
Lineage: Eukaryota; Metazoa; Platyhelminthes; Trematoda; Plagiorchiida; Echinostomatidae
Source: the annotation of a GenBank genome assembly
AUGCCAAAACUGAGAUGGACAAUGGAGCAGAACAAACAAACAAUAAGCCGAGAGAAGGUGCAUCAUNCCCCAAACGGAAAGCUCGUUUCGAAAUGCACUGAACAGUCUCAGUCCCUGUCAAUCAAAAGACCACCAACACCAAACAGCCAAGUCCCCACGACCACAGUUCGAACGCUUCUACCUUCUGAUCUUCAUGCUUCAAACCGUAACUAUCGAGCGGUUACACCCUGCAAUUCGACGUUGGUACGGAACAAUCCAAACAAGCAAGCCAUUCAGGCAGUGAACGCUCAGAAUAUAACUGAUAACACGGAUGUGGUUAAGCGCACGGUUCCAGACAAACGUCUAAAUGAUGGGAUUUCUCUGAUACCACGAGCACAAAAUUCAAUACGACCCCCUGGUGCAUAUCCAGUCCGAGGUUAUGAGUCUUCAAAACAGAAAUGGCGUUCAACUUUGAAUGAUUCUGCUCCUAAAGUGAUAACGACUGUAACGACAACUGCGAAACCGCAAACAAACGAACUUCAGCAUACAUUUUCCACAAAAGCUUGUCCAAUAAAUAAUGGAUUGAAAAAGGAAAGAUCGGCACCAAACGAUAAACAGAAUGGCAUUUCCAACGAACAGAGAACACCAAUUCAGGUGAUCAGUCAUUGGCCUUCGGCGACAAAACUCGCCGAUACCGCAUUGCAAACGUCCAGACCCCUUGCAAGCUCAUCCUCCGUGGUCACGGACAGACCUACCAGCAUUAUGAACCAGCCAAGAGAUUCAAGUCGUGUGACUAUUAUCCGCGCAGAUCCCAACGACUCAACCGUUAAUAGUGAGCUCAGUGAUUUUGACAAUGAGAGCGUGCACCAAUUUCCUCAGUUCCCACCAACUACUGGUCCUCCUGUUUCGCAUCGUGGUUCAUUUUUGCUUUACUCAAAACCAUUGAAUGAACGGGUAUUGAGCACCUUAUCAGAAGAUGUAGGCUGGAGUGGUCCGGAUCGUCAUUUGACAUUUACGCAGCCGCGCAACUCGUGUUGUACCGGAAAUAAUUACGCUCAUGGUCUGGUAUACAAUUCCAUGGGAAAUUUGUCAUCCGUGCCUUCAGUGGAAUACCAUCAUAUGGUCCAACGCCUACCUUCAAACGCCUCUUAUUCAGACCCGAAAGUAAACGGUUCGCUCAAAGAACUUUACGAUAUGCAACCAGGCAUGCAACGCAAUUACCGUUAUGGCGGUUCGACUGGUUAUAUUCCUAACCCAAUCCCAGAAACGGACGACUCACAGGACGAGGAGACAGAGACUUAUGCUACCGAAACUCCGGAACUCUAUCCUCCACAAUUAUACAGUAGCGAACACUAUACACCUACGACACUUAACACAUUCAGGUUCAACCCCACGCAAAACGCACCCACAAUGGGAUACCCAGUUGCAAUGGAACGAGACCCAGUAACAUCUCGUCGCCGUGCAAUGACCGCAGUGUCUCCACAUUUCGUCGAGCAGACGUACAAUUACGCGACAGAUGGGAACAACCUUCGUGUUUAUGAUGAAUCAAGCCUCUGUGAUGAUCUGGGCGAUGAACCUCACUCUUUCGACUACAUGGAUCCUCAUUGGCGAAUGCAAAUCCAAACCACUGGGCCGGAUUUCAGAACUAAACCUCAGGAACGAAUGUUCUCAUCUUCAACGUCAAACCAGAUGCAUUUUCUGAUUAAUGACCCCGGCUAUGUUCACGUACGAGUUCCCAGCAGACAGGAAACAAAAAUUCCUUACGGUGUUCAUGUUUAUCAACGCGAAACUGCAAUCCCAAGAUCCUCAGCAUAUCUACGCUCAUGCCCCCCUGAUGCUCGGCCACGAUCGUUGUGCGAUAAUCUGGCUAUGUUACGUCAAAAUGCGGAUGUAUUGAUGGAUCAGACAAUUUUUUCUCCAACAGCCAGGCAACAACCCAUGGAUCCAUUUUAUGGGAAGCCAUAUUAUAGACCCCCUGGGAGAAAGACAUAUUCUGAAUGGGAUAUUUCUCGAGUCGGUUUGGACGAUAGCCAACCAAAUCUGCAUCCCGAUUCCUACAUUCACAACCGACCAAACAUUCGACGAGGCUUCGGUGGGAAUUACACCAGACCGAAUGCAUGCUUGCUUCGUACGGACUGGAAUGGAAGAAGUGCUAAGGAUCACACAAAUCGCUCUCAGUCGUUGGAACGUACACCCGACCGAUCGACUCCCUACGGUCAAAUGCAAAGCGGGAAACCACCGCCACAGUCUUCACAACAACCAUUUAGGACAAAUGCAUCAGUAGGACGUAAUGGAACCUCCUCUAGACAAUCCAGUCCAACAACAUCCAGUGUGUCCAGUCAAAGUACCAAUCCACCUCGUGUGGACAAUGCAGCACAAUUAUCACCCAGCCCGGUUUCACGUGCAUCAAAGAAUACUAUAACAAGACCCGGAUCAAAAACGGUCACUUACUCUCUCACACCACCACUAAUCACAUGGCGAGAGAAAACGGCAAAAGAACUACAGUCAGACGAAAAGUUGAAGAACCUGCUUAUGCAGUUACCUGCUGAACUGCUGGAGACAACUAGUAUCGUUCUACUACUGAUGAGUCUUGAUCCGAAUGAACACUACAAUUGCGGUUUAGAAUCCAGACUUCGUGAAGCAUUCCAGCUGACCGCACCUGAACGGUCUCUCAUUAGUGAGUUAAAGGAGAUGAAACCAGCUCACGGAUUUUCCGUAGUAGACGAGACCGGAUCGGCUGCCGAACGCAAGUUAGCUCUCACCGGCGAAAGGAAUAUUGACUCGGACGAAUCCAGUGACGUGGCAAGAAAACUGACCGAUCCUCGAAUGGCACAGGCAUGUUAUCCACCCCGAAAUCAACUACCCUUGGAGAGUUCAGAACUGAAGCCCAGUAUCGCCUCCAGGAAUAGGAGUGAUUCUGAUACCUCAAUUGCCUCCGAUAUGGACAUGGCGGUUUCAAACAGUCUUAGUGACGAAUCUGCAGCUUAUCCCCAGCCGAACGUGUCCACAGUGCUUCGUCGCCUCGCACGAUGUAUGACCGAAAGACUUACAUGGAAGCGUCACCAGUUGGCUGACGCAGAACAGCGGGUGAACAGAAAUUCCAGUGAACAAAAAUGGCUUCGAAACAAACUGAUUGAGCUGUUUACUGGAAGUGAGCACAAUUCCUCAACAAAUUUGUUUAGUCAUUCACAAACCACUCUGGAUGGAACAGAAACCCCGAUUGGAAAUGUGGUCGUUCGUUUCGAUCGAUGGCACAACAAUACUCUGGAGGCAGUGAAGCUCCUGUGUCAUUUGUCUCGCCGUUUAGCAUAUUUGGAUGCUAGAAUUAAGUGCCUUAAUUGCCAGUCCCAACGUGAUUUUCAUUGGAGUGAUCCGGAUCCAAAACAGACAAUGGAGGAACUUAAAAAUCGACAACACCACUUACAAGAACAAAUAAAAGAAGCACAGGAUUUGCGUGUAAACCAAGAAAAUUGUCGUUUGCGAUUGCUUGAGAGCAUUCCGCCGGGUUUGAGACUGACUGAAUCUUGGUCUGUUUUCGGAACACAUUGUUUAUCCACUCCUUCCGUGAUACCGAAUGGUAACUCGGAGGAGAAAACAACAGCUGAUGACACAGUCACUUCCCCAGCCAAAAUGGAUCAGAACUAUCUCGUCCCCGUUCUCCUGCGUGAUCGAAUUUCCUUGCACCUGGCUACUACAAUGCAAUGGCUUGUGACCUACCACGUAAGUAAUCCAAUAUAA